Malassezia sympodialis ATCC 42132 is the source of this 1137-nucleotide messenger RNA. RefSeq lists its product as uncharacterized. The coding region runs from base 1 to 1137 and encodes 378 amino acids. The transcript is spliced from 2 exons. Gene Ontology annotation, molecular function: pyruvate dehydrogenase (acetyl-transferring) kinase activity. Gene Ontology annotation, cellular component: mitochondrion. The record is from RefSeq and is a predicted model, not a curated record. Gene Ontology annotation, biological process: regulation of glucose metabolic process; protein phosphorylation. Lineage: Eukaryota; Fungi; Basidiomycota; Malasseziomycetes; Malasseziales; Malasseziaceae.
AUGUCGUCAUCGCUGCGCCAUUCCACGCGGUUCGCCGUGUUUGGUGUGCCCAUGGACCUGCUGACACGCGCCCUGGAGAAGACACCUAGACCUAUUACUCUGCCGUACCUCCUGGCCCAAGGCGGGCGGCCCGGCGAGCCAGCGACGCCCGAUGUGAUUCUGCGCUCGGCCAAGUACACACAGCAGGAGCUGCCUGUGCGUCUUGCGCGGCGAGUGCGGCAAUUUUACUCACUGCCCUUUAUUGUGGGGACAAACCCUUAUAUCCAAGAAGUGGCGCGGCUGUAUGCCUGGUCGUUCGCGCAACUCAGUCAGGUAAAGCCGAUCGAGACACUGGACGACAAUGAUCGGUUUGUGGAAGAGCUUCAGAAGCUUGUGAAUGAUCACUCGGAGGUGGUUCCCACGCUCUCGCGUGGUUUUCUGGAGUGUGGCGAGUACAUGGACUCGGAGAAGGUCUCAAAUUUCUUGAAUGCUGCGCUGCACAGCCGUAUUGGCGUCCGUAUCAUUGCCGAGCAGCAUCUAGCGCUCACAGCGACGGCUAAGAGUGCAGGGAGCAAUGACAACUCAACUGCAUUUCGCCUGACGCCGACAUCCGUGGGCAUUGUCGAUACAGCGAUGGCGCCCGCGGACGUGAUCCGGCAGAGCAGCGAGUAUGUGCGCGCGCUGUGUGAGUCAGCCUUUGAGAUGGCACCAGAGGUCGUGCUGGAGGGCCAAGUGGAUGCGCGGACGAUGGGUAUUCCAGUGCACCUGGACUAUGUGAUGACAGAGCUGCUCAAGAACGCGUUCCGCGCCACGACCGAGAGGUUUCUUGCACACCGCCGCGCCGGCACAGGUCCCCCUGGAAUCCCGCCAAUUACAGUGACCUUGGCAAGCACACCGAGCCAUGUGAGUGUGCGGAUCCGUGACGCGGGCGGCGGCAUUCCACCUGAGAGCAUGGCCCGUAUCUUUGACUACGCGUAUACCACGGCAAAAGCAGGCGGCGACACGGCGAACUGGGCGGGAGGCGAAGACCCUAUGGACGUGGCCGCCGGCGCAAUGCAGAGCAGCAUGGGCACACUGGCCGGCCUAGGGUAUGGUCUGCCGCUAUCGCGUCUCUACUUGGGCUACUUCGGGAAGAGCAGCCUGGACAUUCCAUACUGA